GUUGAGAAAGCUUGGCCUGGGCUCAAGUCCAUGUGCUGCUGGGAGUGUAGGUAAGCCAUGUUUGGGUAAUGUUGCAAUUUGCCAGUCUCCACUGUGUUUUCUCCUGGGUGACUGUCUAUGAACAGCACUUUACAUCUGCAAACUGCUUGUUGGUUUUGAAGUUCUGUUCCCAUGGAUGUUAUCAGAUCACCAGCAAUCCCAUGAUGUAGUUGAAAAUGUAUGUGUGAAUUCAAGAUAUGCACCUUAUAGAGUGGUGAGGAGCAGCUCAUUGACCCUGAGACUGACUGAAGUGGUUGAAAUGAUGGCCUCUUUGCCAGGCAAAUCCUACCCUGUUUCCCCGAAAAUAAGAUAGUGUCUUAUUUUAAGGUGUGCUCCCAAAGACGCGCUAGGUCUUAUUUUCAGGGGACGUCUUAUGUUUCCUGUAAGUAGGUCUUAUUUUCAGAGGAUGUCUUAUUUUCGAGGAAACAGGGUAUAUGAGUGGAUGAUUUGGAAAGACCACUGUGCUUGCAGAGAGCAUUUGCUCUCAUGGGGCCUGGCGAAACCACGGCCUCUUGGUGGCCACGUGCUUUGGAAAGGGCUGUACUUUGGUGAGUGGGAGAUUUUUAUUGCUGCUUCUCUGCCUGGGUUUGGCAAAAACAACCUGGCCUGGGCAUGUGCUUUGGUGGCGAUGCAGAGGCAGCUGGCAGGUGGAGAUUAUCAGAGAUCAGGCUGUUGGCAGGUUUGCUGAGCUGGCCUGGUCAGGACUUGAAUGUCACGUGGUACACCAGCAACCCCGACUUCACCAAGUGCUUUCAGAACACCAUCCUCGUGUGGGUGCCUUGUUUUUACCUCUGGGUCUGCUUCCCCUUCUAUUUCCUAUAUCUCUCCCAACAUGAUCGGGGCUACAUCCAGAUGACACAUCUCAACAAAGCCAAAACUGCCUUGGGAUUUUUGCUGUGGAUUGUCUGCUGGGCAGACCUCUUCUACUCUUUCUGGGAAAGAAGUCGGGGCGUAUUCCUGGCCCCAGUGUUUCUGGUCAGUCCAACCCUUUUGGGCAUCACCAUGCUGCUUGCCACCUUUUUAAUUCAGCUCGAGAGAAGGAAGGGAGUUCACUCCUCAGGGAUCAUGCUCACUUUCUGGCUUAUAGCCCUACUGUGCGCUCUUCCCAUCCUGAGAUCCAAAAUCAUGACUGCCUUAAAAGAGGGCGCCCAGGUCGACGUGUUCCGCGACGUCAUGUUCUACGUCUACUUUUCCCUCGUGCUCAUUCAGCUCGUGUUGUCCUGUUUCUCAGACCACUCGCCCCUGUUCUCCGAAACCGUCAACGACCCUAAUCCUUGUCCAGAGUCCGGUGCCUCCUUCCUUUCCAGGAUCUUCUUCUGGUGGAUCACAGGGAUGAUGAUCCGGGGCUACCGCCAUCCCCUCGAAUCCAGUGACCUCUGGUCCCUCAACAAAGAGGACAUGUCAGAACAAGUGGUGCCUGUCUUGGUAAAGAACUGGAAGAAGGAAUGUGCCAAGUGUAGGAAGCAGCCGGUGAAGAUUGUAUAUUCCUCUAGGGAUCCUGCCAAGCCAAAAGGGAACUCCAAGCUGGAUGUGAACGAGGAGGCAGAGGCUUUGAUUGUCAAGUCUCCCCACAAGGAGCGGGACCCCUCUCUGUUCAAGGUGUUAUACAAGACCUUCGGGCCCUACUUCCUCAUGAGCUUCUUAUUUAAGGCUAUCCACGACCUGAUGAUGUUUGCUGGCCCAGAACUCUUAAAGUUGCUCAUCAACUUUGUGAAUGACAAGGAGGCCCCGGACUGGCAGGGCUACUUGUACACGGCGCUGCUGUUCCUCAGCGCCUGCCUGCAGACCCUGGUGCUGCACCAGUACUUCCACAUCUGCUUCGUCAGCGGCAUGAGGAUCAAGACGGCUGUCAUCGGCGCUGUCUACCGGAAGGCUCUGGUGAUCAGCAACGCAGCCAGAAAAUCCUCUACAGUCGGGGAGAUAGUCAACCUCAUGUCUGUGGACGCUCAGAGGUUCAUGGACUUGGCCACAUACAUUAACAUGAUCUGGUCGGCCCCUCUGCAAGUCAUCCUUGCUCUCUACCUCCUGUGGCUGAACCUGGGCCCCCCCAUCCUGGCUGGGGUGGCCGUGAUGAUCCUUAUGGUACCCCUCAAUGCUGUCAUGGCAAUGAAGACCAAGACUUACCAGGUGGCCCACAUGAAGUGCAAAGACAAUCGGAUCAAGCUGAUGAACGAGAUGCUUAACGGGAUCAAAGUGCUCAAGCUUUACGCGUGGGAGCUGGCCUUCAAGGACAAGGUGCUGGCCAUCAGGCAGGAGGAGCUAAAGGUGCUGAAGAAAUCAGCUUACCUGGCCGCUGUGGGGACCUUCACCUGGGUCUGCACACCUUUCCUGGUGACCCUUUCUACCUUUGCCGUCUACGUGACCGUGGACAAGAACAACGUCCUGGAUGCCAAGAAAGCCUUCGUGUCCUUGGCCUUGUUCAACAUCCUUCGAUUCCCCCUGAACAUUCUCCCCAUGGUGAUCAGCAGCAUCGUGCAGGCGAGUGUCUCCCUCAAACGCCUCAGAAUCUUUCUCUCCCACGAGGAGCUGGAGCCCGACAGCAUCGAGCGGCGGCCUAUGAAAGAUGGAGGUGGAGGGAGCAACAGCAUCACCAUGAAGAAUGCCACCUUCACCUGGGUGAGGAGCGACCCUCCCACACUGAAUGGCAUUACCUUCUCCAUUCCGGAAGGUGCGUUGGUGGCUGUGGUGGGCCAAGUGGGCUGUGGGAAGUCGUCUCUGCUCUCAGCUCUCCUGGCCGAGAUGGAGAAAGUGGAGGGGCAUGUGACCAUCAAGGGCUCAGUGGCCUACGUGCCCCAGCAGGCAUGGAUUCAGAAUGAUUCUCUCCGAGAAAACAUCCUUUUUGGACGCCCGCUGCAGGAACGGUAUUACAAGGCAGUGAUAGAGGCCUGUGCCCUCCUCCCAGACCUGGAAAUCCUGCCCAGCGGGGACCAGACGGAGAUUGGUGAGAAGGGUAUGAACCUGUCCGGGGGCCAGAAGCAGCGUGUGAGCCUGGCUCGGGCCGUGUACUGCAACUCCGACGUUUACCUCUUGGAUGACCCCCUCUCGGCGGUGGAUGCCCAUGUGGGAAAACACAUAUUUGAAAAUGUGAUUGGACCCAAAGGGAUGCUGAAAAACAAGACGCGGGUCCUGGUCACGCACGGCAUCAGCUACCUGCCGCAGGUGGACAUCAUCAUGGUCAUGAGUGGCGGCAAGAUCUCCGAGAUGGGCUCCUACCAGGAGCUGCUGGCCCGAGAUGGCGCCUUCGCUGAGUUCCUGCGCACGUAUGCCAGUGGCGAGCAGGAUCAGUCCUCAGAAGAUGAUGGUGGCAAGGUGGUGGACGCAGAGGAAGAAGGAAUGACAGGUGUCAGCAGUCCAGGGAAAGAGGCCAAGCAGAUGGAGAAUGGCAUGCUGGUGAUGGACGCUGCAGCCAGGCAACCUCAGAGACAGCUCAGCAGCUCCUCUUCCUACAGUGCGGACGUCAGCAGGCAUCACAACAGCACAGCUGAGCUCAAGAAGGAAGAGACCUGGAAGCUGAUGGAGGCGGACAAGGCCCAGACAGGGCAGGUCAAGCUGUCCGUGUACUGGACCUACAUGAAGGCCAUUGGGCUGUUCAUCUCCUUUCUGAGCAUCUUCCUCUUCCUGUGCAACCACGUUGCCUCCUUGGCUUCUAACUACUGGCUCAGUCGCUGGACUGACGACCCCAUUGUCAACGGGACCCAGGAGCACACUAAAGUCCGUCUGAGUGUCUACGGAGCCCUGGGCGUUAUGCAAGGUUUCGCAGUGUUCGGCUACUCCAUGGCGGUGUCCAUAGGAGGGAUCUAUGCGUCCCGCCGUCUGCACCUGGAUCUGCUGCAUAAUGUCCUGAGGUCACCCAUGAGCUUCUUCGAGCGGACUCCCAGUGGGAACCUGGUGAACCGCUUCUCCAGGGAGCUGGACACAGUGGACUCGAUGAUCCCGCAGGUCAUCAAGAUGUUCAUGGGCUCCCUGUUCAACGUGGUGGGCGCCUGCAUCAUCAUCCUGCUGGCCACGCCCAUCGCGGCCGUUGUCAUCCCACCGCUGGGCCUCCUGUACUUCUUUGUCCAGAGGUUCUACGUGGCCUCCUCCCGGCAGCUUAAGCGCCUCGAGUCAGUCAGCCGCUCCCCGGUGUACUCACACUUCAACGAGACCUUGCUGGGGGUCAGUGUCAUCCGCGCCUUCGAGGAGCAGGAACGCUUUACCCGCCAGAGUGACCUGAAGGUGGACGAGAAUCAGAAGGCCUAUUACCCCAGCAUCGUGGCCAACAGGUGGCUGGCCAUACGGCUGGAGUAUGUUGGCAACUGCAUCGUCCUGUUUGCUGCCCUGUUCUCAGUGAUCUCCCGGCACAGUCUCAGAGCCGGCCUGGUGGGCCUUUCAGUGUCUUACUCAUUGCAGGUCACCGCGUACUUGAACUGGCUGGUUCGGAUGUGGUCUGAGACGGAGACCAACAUUGUGGCUGUGGAGAGACUCAAGGAGUAUUCAGAGACGGAGAAGGAGGCUCCCUGGCAGAUUCAGGAGACAGCUCCACCCAGCACCUGGCCUCAGGAGGGCCGAGUAGAAUUCCGGAACUACAGCCUGCGUUACCGAGAGGACCUCGACUUGGUUUUGAAGCACAUCAACAUCACCAUCAAUGGGGGAGAAAAGGUUGGCAUCGUGGGACGGACGGGAGCCGGGAAGUCAUCCCUGACCCUGGGCUUGUUUCGGAUCAACGAGUCUGCCGAAGGGGAGAUCAUUAUCGACGGGGUCAACAUCGCCAAGAUCGGCCUGCACAGCCUCCGCUUCAAGAUCACCAUCAUCCCCCAGGACCCCGUUUUGUUUUCGGGUUCCCUCCGCAUGAACUUGGACCCAUUCAGCCAGUACUCAGACGAAGAAGUCUGGACGUCCCUGGAGCUGGCCCACCUGAAAGGCUUUGUGUCUGCCCUUCCCGAUAAGCUAGACCACGAGUGUGCGGAAGGCGGGGAGAACCUGAGCAUCGGGCAGAGACAGCUUGUAUGCCUAGCCCGGGCCCUGCUGAGGAAGACGAAGAUCCUUGUGUUGGAUGAGGCCACAGCAGCUGUGGACCUGGAAACAGACGACCUCAUUCAGUCUACCAUCCGGACGCAGUUUGAGGGCUGUACCGUUCUCACCAUCGCUCACCGUCUCAACACCAUCAUGGACUAUACCAGGGUGAUCGUCUUGGACAAAGGAGAAAUCCGGGAGUGUGGCAGCCCCUCUGACCUCCUACAGCAGAAAGGUCUCUUCUACGACAUGGCCAAAGAUGCUGGCUUGGCGUGAGCCUAGACCUGGCACACCUGGCCAGAACUGCAGGGCCAGCAUGCCAGCAUUCAGGGAUGUCAGCGUCCUCGGGAAACCAAGCCUCCUAUACCAAACCAAAAAUCAAGAAACCAAACCCCAAAAAACUGAAACUAAUCCAAGCAGCAGCAGCCACCAUUCUGCCCCUGCCUGGAAAUGGCCAUGAAGACAAAGGAGAGAGAGGCGCAUCCCACCCAGAACGCACCUCCUCACCUCUGGGGCCCCUUUGAGACAACAUGCAUGUUCUCACGCCCUGGGAGUGCACGCUGUGCCCCUGCUGCUUCCCAAAGCAGAGGUUUGGCAGCCAGACUUCCAGGGGGAAUCGGUUGUACAGAAUAUGCUAGUGACCAAAUCCAGCCAACUGCCUUGGGUCUCUCCACCAAAGCUGGUGGAUUCUAAAUCUUCAAGAAACUCCUGGCCCCUUUAGUGCUCCAACAUGCUUAUCUGGUUCCACCCAGAAAGCUUCAUUUCCUUGAGACUGCAGCUUUAAGGUUUGAGGGGCUUGGUGAAAAUCAUUCUCCCCUGUGGGCAGUGAGUCCCCAGAACUGGACAGUCCUCCUGCCAACAUCUGGUCUUCCAGGCACUCAGACACUGGGAGCUGACAUCUCAGAGCUGCCUCCCUGGGGCACGUGUCCUCAUCCAAGGGACUUAGCUGGACUAGUGGACUCUGGGCCUGGGGCUUGUAGUCUCAGAGCUGACUGCCCAGCUUGGGCUCACCUACCCGGUGCUCCAGUCUGCCUCGCUUUCCUUCCUGCCUUUUUCCUUUACCCCUCCAGGUACCCGGAGAGGAAGGUCUGCUAAAGGUUACGAAAUAUCAAAAGCGAAGGGCACGACGUGCCUCCACAGAUUACCAGCGGGUACCAGGAAGGGUCCCUUUGAGUCUUCUCAGUUCUGGGUUUUAAUUCCGCACCAUUGGCAUCGAGUUAGCUGCCAAGGGGAGGCACGGCGGGGAGCUUGACUUUGAGUUAACGAUUCUCUUCUGUGGAUGAGAAAAGAAUCCAUCCUCGAAUAGCAGAAAAUUUUUUUUAUAUAUAUAAGUUCUCCUGGGAGAAAAAUAGUCUCACGACUUCACUUUCUUGGAAGGAAGUAUUAGGCUAAGGAGCAGCACCCCCGGGGAAUAGUCCAAAGCUGGGCCUGUGCCUGCCACUGGGUCCCCUGCGUUCCUGGGAGGAAAUGGAGAAGCAGAGUCCUUCGGAGUCUCUGCUCGAGAGGUCUUGGGUGGAGAACAAAGUAAGACCUAGAAAGCGGCGGGAACUGACGGCUGCCCCAACGUUCCUGCUUGCUGUGACUUACCUUGGCGGCUUCAAACCCAGAGCGUUUCUUUCUUUUAGGUGGAAAUAUUUAUUUUUUUGUAAGUUAUACCAUUCUUUUCACAUUAGCUAAAAAACCAAGUUUUUUGGGAGGGGUCUUUUUGUAAUGACUUACACUGGAAACAUGAAUAUUUGCAGUAAAAAAUAUAUAUUUUA
This is a messenger RNA of Nycticebus coucang (slow loris), 6791 nucleotides long. RefSeq names its product ATP binding cassette subfamily C member 1 (gene ABCC1). Gene Ontology annotation, cellular component: basolateral plasma membrane. The coding region runs from base 652 to 5307 and encodes 1551 amino acids. The transcript is spliced from 32 exons. Gene Ontology annotation, biological process: xenobiotic transport; glutathione transmembrane transport. Gene Ontology annotation, molecular function: ATP binding; ATP hydrolysis activity; ABC-type xenobiotic transporter activity. The record is from RefSeq and is a predicted model, not a curated record. NCBI's taxonomy places the organism in Eukaryota, Metazoa, Chordata, Mammalia, Primates, Lorisidae.